UCUGACGGCCCGUUUGAAAUUCAAUUCGUUAAUAAACGGAUCACUUAAAUAAAAACGCAAAUAAUUUACUUUUUAAUAUUAUAAUCGUAAAAAUUCUAAUUACUUUUUAGUUCUUAAUCUUAAUGCGUUGUUAUUUUUUCCAACGAAAAUGUCAACGAGAUCUGGAAAACGAAUUCAUAGUUCGAUAGAAGAGCCUGUUGUAGAAAACAUGUUCCAAUUAAAAAGCGAAAGAAAAACUCGUAGUAAACAACAGAAGACGAGUAAUGUUUUGCCGCUCACUGAGAAAAAAAGAAAACAUUAUGUUAGAUAUCCUUCUGAAGAAGAAAUAACCAGUACUGAUAAUGGAAAUAUUGAGAUUACCGUCAAAAAUACACGCAAAUCUAGAAGACAUACACUCAAAGAGCAAAAUAAGAUUGUUAGUGAUUGUGAGCCAAUAAUUGACGUAAAAGCAGAGCGAUCGACUCGUAGGACCAAAAAAAAUAGUGUAAAAAAUGAUUUAGAUAACGUGGAACUAACAUUAAUAAAAGAAGUCACAGAAGAGAAGAAAAAAGGAAAAAAGAAAAAAGCAGCUAAAGUCACGAAUACAGAAGAAGAUAUCGAAAAUGUACCCGAAGUAGACAUGAAGAUCAAUACUAAAAAUAAAACUAACAAGAAAAAAAAUAAAAAGAAAACAAACUCCCUUAUUGUGACAGAUGUUGCUGAGAAUCUUAAUAAUAAGUUAAAUAAAAGCAAUGCUUCAAUCGAUUCAUUUCACAGUGCUGCUGGCAGCCCGGUUGUUAAUACCAGUCAGAAUUCUUCUAAUAAUAAAAAUUGUGUAAUGAAUGAAUCACUGAAAAACAAAAAAACUAAAAGAAACAUCCAUGAUGAAGAAUCAAUUAUGAAUGUUUCAGUAGAUACACCAAAUAAAAGAAGAAAACUAACUGUGGAAAUGACGUGUAACCAAACCAAUGGUUCAGUAAAAAAUAGUCCUAUCGAGGAACUAUUGAGUGAAUCAGAUAAAUCACGAAGCAGUGCCAUUAAUGAAGUAGAGAGCAUAGAUAAUAAUACAUUUGAUAAAGACAACUCAGUAUCAGCAUUAAACAAAAGCCUUGAUGCAAAUUCCAAAAGAAAAUCAAACAAAAAAACUAGUUGUGACAAAGGUAACGAUAAAAAUACUACAUUUGAAAUUGACAGCACUAUUAACAAACUCUCAUCUACUAAUAAACUUAGCGAUAAAAGACCAUCUCUUAAUAACACAUUUGACGGUAGUUGUAAACGAGACACAUCAAGAACUUCAAUGAUUAAUGGUAAUGGAUUAAAUUUAAAUGCAACCUUUAAUAAGGACAAUUGUAACCAAUCAGAUGCCAGUAAAAUAAAUUAUGGCAUAAAUGACAUAACAAACAGUGGCUCCAAAAAGAAAAGAAAGUCAAGUAUUAAAAAUUCAACAUACGAUAAGAUAGACAAAGUCACACUCAAUGCUACAUUUGACAAGGAUAUCUUAAAAAGCUCUUCAAUAAUAAAUUCUAUAACUAGAGAGUCAAUAUCAUCGAUAGAUUCGUUUGACCAAAACAAAAUUGAAAGUUUGAAUAGUACUUACGAUAAAAACCCCAAAGCCAAAAUGUCCAUAAACUGCUUUAAUGCCACUUUUGAUAAACCAGCUAGCCUCGACUCAACGUUUGAUAAAAGUUUAAAGAAAGAUUCCAUUGACCAAUCUAAAAUGCGGCCCAAAGCAAAGUCGUCUCUAUUAAGUUCUGACACAACAGAUAAUUCUCUAAACAUAACUGAUGACAAUUCCCAUGUAAGCAUAAACAGUGAUGAUUCUAAAUUAGAAAACAUUAUAAACACCACACCAGUGUUAGUAGAGAGUAGUAUGGAUGAGUCAAAAACUGACACACAAGACACAAGUGACAGUCUUAUGGACACCGAAGUUGUAAAUAAUACACCAAGAAGAGAAGCAACUUUUACAGAGGAAAAUAAAACUUCUCCAUGUCAUAAAGCAGACACGAGGACAGAAAUUAAAUCUAAUACACCGUCAAAGAAAAAUGGAAUGGUAUCAAUGUCUCCUAAACAAACAAGCUUAUUAGAAUCUGAAAUUACACCACUCACUGACACUACAACAACACCUAAGAAAAAAGUUUUGACAGAGACUAUAUUAGCUACGACACCGCUGAAGAGAGACGGAACAUUCACAAAAGACAGUCCAGAUGUAAUGCCUCAUAAAUUGAGCAAUGAUAUGACACCAAGACGGAUGUCUCUACCAUCACCAGGCUGCACUCCACAUCCGAGCUCCAAAAGCUCAUUAAAGGAGAAGAGUGUUUUAAAUGUGACUCGGUCAAUCGAAAAGUCAAGAAGAUCCUCAUUAGCUGACGUGGCACCGAGAUUGACCAGGGUGAUGUUCUGCAGCCCUGUCAAUAACCCGGCUGUAGUUACGCAAAUGAAGGGGAAAAUAAUUAAGUCAAAUUUGAAGGGAUCAAACAAAAGCUUCGUAUUCAAUGACAGCGUGUCGGAGUUAACGCGUCCGGCGCGCAAGCGCUCGUACACGCAGACCGAGGCGGAGGCCGAGCGCUCGUCGCCGGCGCGCCCCGCCGAGCGCCCCGCCCGCCCGCGCACCGCCAGCGCCGCAGGUCGGCUGCAAGAGGCGAAGGGCGAGCGGCGCACGAAGCUGCCGAACUUCGCGGCGCUGCACCAGAAGCAGUUCGAGCGCAUGGAGUCGCUGGACGAGUGGCAGCGCCGACGCGGACAGCGCGCGCGGCUGCUGGCCACGCCGCCCGCCGCCGCCCGCGUCGCCGAAACGGAUAAAAAUGUAUCACAAUCCGAUACAUCGACUAAGAAAAUUGAAACGCCGAAAUUAAAGCAACCGAGUACGGUUCCAGGGUUCACUAAGUUCGGCUUCAAAUUGAACCUCGACGUCAAUCCCUUCAGCAUCCCAUCGAAGACAACGGAAGUCAAGCCGAAGGAAAAUAAAGCGGUAGUCCUCAAGAGACAAGCCACGCUGCCCUCCCUCGCCGGAGCCACCGCCCUGCGGAGGGAAAUCGCUAAACAAACCAUUAUGAGGGAAAAAACAUUCGCGGAGAAGAAAAAUGUGCACAGGAACGAAACUAGAACGGUCAUAAAGGGCGUACGGACGAACAGACGGUUCGAAUUGCAGAUGAAAAUGCGAAAUAUUAUCAAUUAAUACUCGUUGUUGAUGCUGUGCUGUUAUUGAUUAAUAAAUAAUGUUUACUGAUGAGCGAUUGAGAGUCGCUCCUUAAAAUUUUUACCAAAUGUUUCAUUAACUCGUUUUGCAAUGUGUCUGGAGGGGAUUUUGUAAUUAACUAACUUCCAGACGAGUUAAAACUUGAAUACAACGUUGGCAAUGCAUGAAGAGAAUAAAAACUCGGUAUAUUAUUAUUUUUUAAUUCUUUAAACACAUGUCGAAAUAUAGAAGAAACUAAAUAAUUAUGGUCACACAGUGGCAUUCAUAUGUUGAGUCGUUAUUGAGAUUAUAAAACAGUUUACAGUGAAACAAAGUUAAAACAAGUCCAUUUUUACUUACGUUUUACAGGAAUACUUGAUGUUCUCACACGAGUAGACUUCGCUUGCAAUCAUUAUGGGUGAUAGAUUCCGUAAGUAUAAAUACGAAACUUAUCCUGGAACUCGUUGGUAAUAUGCGACAUUUUCUUUAAUAAUAAUACCGUUGAAAGGAAACACGCGUCUAAAACCGUGUCGCAUAAGUCAUAUCACGACUGAGACUAGUAAUCUCUUAC
Molecule: messenger RNA, 3725 nt
Organism: Vanessa tameamea
Lineage: Eukaryota; Metazoa; Arthropoda; Insecta; Lepidoptera; Nymphalidae
Gene: Mink
Exons: 5
Coding region: 149-3154 (1001 amino acids)
Source: RefSeq, a predicted model, not a curated record